AUGUCGGAACCUAAUAACCCCCCUUCCUUCCAGCGACAAAGUGCGGUUGGUAGGAACAAAGGGCGUCACUUCCUAUCAGCUGCCGCGACGCCCCACGUUCUACGGCUUCGGGGUAACGUUAACUUUUUAUCCGCAUGCGAGUUAGACCCGAAAAAACCCUACCAACGCACGCACGUAGAAGAUUAUUACGGAACAAAGGGCGUCAUCCGAUCAGCUGCCGCGACGCCCCACGUUCUACGGCUUCGGGGUAACGUUAACUUUUUAUCCGCAUGCGAGUUAGACCCGAAAAAACCCUACCAACGCACGCACGUAGAAGAUUAUUACGGUACGGCG
This is a messenger RNA of Iphiclides podalirius (scarce swallowtail), 333 nucleotides long. The record is from the annotation of a GenBank genome assembly. Lineage: Eukaryota; Metazoa; Arthropoda; Insecta; Lepidoptera; Papilionidae.